Serpula lacrymans var. lacrymans S7.9 is the source of this 396-nucleotide messenger RNA. RefSeq lists its product as uncharacterized. Lineage: Eukaryota; Fungi; Basidiomycota; Agaricomycetes; Boletales; Serpulaceae. The record is from RefSeq and is a predicted model, not a curated record. The transcript has a single exon. Bases 1 to 396 code for a protein of 131 amino acids.
AUGUCUCAAACUCGUUCUCAACGAGCUUAUCAGAAACUACUUGUAUAUCUGAAACCCAGUGUUACCAGGCUUGCACAUUUCAAGCGUAACAAAAACUGCGAGAAUGGAGAGAGAGAAGCGGUCAAAGUCUUCCUAUGUUUAGGAGGCCAGACAGUAUGCAACAACGCAAGGAAUAUCCUCGCCCAACAAGGGUAUCUCACCUCCCCUCCCUCAGAUUUGUUGUCCCUACCAGCCAUAACGGGACACACAUUUCCAGGGCGCCACCCCCCACACUUGCCAUCGCUGCCUCCACCAGUAUCUUGCCCAUCAUUGCCAGAUCUUGUUCUACCCAUGCCCACUCCACCAUCCCCAGCACCUUCCUCCAUAACCGAUGUCGAUGAUGAGAACUGCUGUUAG